Pecten maximus is the source of this 960-nucleotide messenger RNA. RefSeq names its product microsomal glutathione S-transferase 2-like. Lineage: Eukaryota; Metazoa; Mollusca; Bivalvia; Pectinida; Pectinidae. Gene Ontology annotation, cellular component: endoplasmic reticulum; nuclear envelope; membrane. The record is from RefSeq and is a predicted model, not a curated record. Gene Ontology annotation, biological process: leukotriene biosynthetic process. Bases 142 to 609 code for a protein of 155 amino acids. The transcript has 5 exons. Gene Ontology annotation, molecular function: glutathione transferase activity; enzyme activator activity; leukotriene-C4 synthase activity.
GGUGUAUACCAGGCAGUGGUCGACCAUCAGAUAGCGCGGCGAGCUGUGAACCAUGUUGACCUUUGGUAGUUCAAAGUUCAUUAACAGGACGUCGUUGAGUUUACAGUUAGUUGUAGGUGGUGGCGAUCGUAACCUAUAAAGAUGAGCACUGUCAUUAGCGUGGAGAAUGUCGCUUUACUCGGGGUAGUUACACUGGCAGGAGGGUAUCAACUUGGAAGUUUCGCCAAGCGAGUUGGGAGGAAGAGGUACCAGGUGAAACUAGCCUACCCCGCUGUUACUGGUCAUCCUGACUUUGAGUUGAUCUACAGAGCCCAACAGAACUGUUUAGAAUUCUACCCAAUCUUUAUGUCAGCGUUCUGGACAUCUGGCUUGUUUUUCAAUUCAGUACCUACCUUUCUGGUCGGGGUUGUUUACCUCUACGCACGUGAGCGAUACUUCACUGGCUACUCUAAAAGUGCAGAAGGAAGAAUGCCAGGGUUCCGGUGGAGCGUCCGAUGCCUGAUGGCCCUCUGGGGUAUGGGGAUAGCUGGACUGGGCCACACCCUACUGAAGCAGUAUGCCGGGAUCGAUGUGUACGGGCAGUAUCUACAACAAUACCUGAAGUUUUAAUGCCUACCAAGUACAAAAGCUUGACGACGGAAGUCUCAAACCAUGUUCCUCAGGAAACGGAUAAUUGAUGAAUAAAAUUGUCAGAUAAUACGAUUCUGUUUCUGCAUUGUAACGUCUAUUGGAGGUAUAGACAGCAGAAUCGCCUUUGUAAUUUCUAGAUAAAGUUUAUCUUUAUCAUAAAUGUCAUCAACGAGUUCCCAGUAAUACACAGUAUCAUGCAUUUCUUCACUGAUCGUGUCUUGCCGUUUUUUGUUUGAUAUAACGUUUUUGACAUUAUUAUGUAUAUUUUUAUAUGAUUUUAUAUCAAAGUGAUUUUGAUAGAAUAUGACACAAUAAACAGUUAUAGGUAAA